Molecule: messenger RNA, 1032 nt
Organism: Triticum urartu
Lineage: Eukaryota; Viridiplantae; Streptophyta; Magnoliopsida; Poales; Poaceae
Product: zinc-finger homeodomain protein 5-like
Biological process (GO): regulation of developmental process; regulation of DNA-templated transcription
Cellular component (GO): nucleus
Molecular function (GO): DNA-binding transcription factor activity; transcription cis-regulatory region binding
Source: RefSeq, a predicted model, not a curated record
GCGAGCACAACGUCGACGCACUAUUCCCCACCAAAGACGUAAUCGUCAGCCUUGGCGUGCUGCAGUUUGACAAGCACACGCGCACGCGCGCGCUCUAUUUCUAUACGCGCAAUGGAAUUCCGGGGAGAGGAGCACGGGGACGGCAGCGACGUGGGCGACGGCGCCCCGCCCGCGGCACCUCACCGCAGCGCCACCGCAAACGGGCCGGCAGACAACAUGCAAGCGGAGGCGAGGCGGCAGUACCACGAGUGCCUCCGUAACCACGCGGCGGCCGCGGGCGGGCACGUCCUGGACGGAUGCUGCGAGUUCAUGCCGGCCUCUCCCGAAGACCCACUCGCAUGCGCGGCCUGCGGCUGCCACCGCAGCUUCCACCGCCGCGACCCCUCGCCGAGGCGCGCCCACUUGCCGCUGCUGGCUGCCAGCGCGCGCGCACCAUUGCUGCUCCCGCCGGCGGCGAGCAAGCACCCGCACCAGCGCUUGCCGUUCCCCUACGGCCUCGCGGCCAGCGGCGGCACCGGCACGACGACCGAGUCCUCCAGCGAGGAGCGGCGUGGGGCGUCGCCGGCGCCACGGAAGCGUUCCAGGACGACGUUCACGCGGGAGCAGAAGGAGCAGAUGCUGGCGUUCGCGGAGCGCGUCGGGUGGAGGCUGCAGCGGCAGGACGAGGCGAUGGUGGGGCAUUUCUGCGCGCAGGCCGGGGUCCGGAGGCAGGCGCUCAAGGUCUGGAUGCACAACAACAAGCAGAGUAGCAGCGGUAGGAGGCAGCAGCAGGAGAAGCAGCAGCUUCAGGAGCAUAGACAAGAGCAGCAGCAGCAGUAGCCAUGGCAGAAGACGGGUUCCAUAGUAGUAGGAGGCAACACUCCUCGCGCCCUUGUAAAGUUUUUAACUGUUGGAAAGUUCUUCUGUUCUUUUUCACUAUCUUCUAAUUGGGCUGAUCACUGUUGCUUCUCUGUCAUAUCAGUGCACGAUCAUUCCUGGUAGGAGCAUUGGUUGGAUUGGAUUGGAUUGGGAUAUUUCUUUUGGUUAUUUUUC